Messenger RNA from Penicillium arizonense, 1239 nucleotides. Its product is annotated as NAD(P)-dependent alcohol dehydrogenase. The record is from RefSeq and is a predicted model, not a curated record. Bases 1 to 1239 code for a protein of 412 amino acids. Gene Ontology annotation, molecular function: L-iditol 2-dehydrogenase (NAD+) activity; zinc ion binding. The transcript is spliced from 2 exons. Gene Ontology annotation, biological process: D-sorbitol catabolic process. Lineage: Eukaryota; Fungi; Ascomycota; Eurotiomycetes; Eurotiales; Aspergillaceae.
AUGACAGACACAUCCACCACCGCGCUCGUCCUCCACGGCGCAAAGGACCUCCGCGUUGAACAACGCACAGUCUCCGCGCCAAGCGCGCACGAAGUCCAAGUCGCAAUCCGCGCAACAGGCCUCUGCGGCUCAGACCUCCACUACUACAGCCACGGCCGCAACGGCGACUUCGUCGUCCGGGAACCAAUGUGCCUAGGCCACGAAUCAGCAGGCACAGUAACAGCAACAGGAAGCAGCGUUUCCAACCUAAAACCCGGCGACAGAGUCGCCCUAGAAGUCGGCCUGCCCUGCCGAACCUGCGCCCUCUGCAAACAAGGCCGGUACAACAUCUGCAAAGAAAUGCGCUUCCGCAGCAGCGCAAAAACAUACCCACACCUCGACGGAACCCUAAUGGACCGCACAAACCACCCAGCAGAUAUGUGUCACGCAAUCCCAGACAGCGUCAGCGACGCAGCAGGCGCCCUUGUCGAACCGCUCGCCGUCUGCCUGCACGCAGUGCGCCGCUCCCACCCACCCACCAAAGAAGAAGUAGAAUUGAACGCCGCGGCCGGCGAAGAAACAGCAGCGCUUGUCUUCGGCGCUGGUGCCAUCGGCCUCUUAAUCGCCGGUGCUCUUGCCGCGAGUGAGAACUUCACUUCGAUCCUCGUCGCGGAUAUCGACGAGCGACGUCUGGAAAUCGCCAAGUCCAUGGGGUUGGGUCUUAAGACUGCCCUGAUUCCCCGUGGUGAUCCUUCGAAUCCACCUCCCGCGAAGGAUGCCCCGCAUGCAGAGCAGACGGCGUACGCAUUGUCUACUGCGCAAUCUGUCGCUGCGACACUUACCGAAGCCGCAUCCUCGUCAGAGUCCGGCUUGACAAUGCCUGGUUUCAGCCGUGUCUACGACUGCACUGGUGUACCGGCCUGCGUACAAGCGGGAAUCUACGCCUCGGCGCCCGGCGGCGUCCUCGUCCAGAUUGGAAUGGGUAAUCCGGUGCAGACGGUUCCUGUUGGCGCUGCUGCGUUGCGGGAGGUUGAUAUUAUCGGUGUGUUCCGGUAUGACGGGGCUGCGUAUCCUGCUGCGAUUGCUUUGCUUGCUAGUGGGAAGAUGAGGAGUGUUGAGGAGAAGGUUGUUACGCAUCGGGUUCGGCUUGAGGAGGGGGCUAGAGCUUUCCAGCUUGCUGGGGCUGGCGUUGAUGAGGAUGGGAGACCGGUUGUUAAGGUCAUUAUUGAGAAUCGGGGACGGGCGAACGGUUUGCUUUAA